This is a messenger RNA of Melospiza georgiana, 3042 nucleotides long. It is a transcript of the gene AOC1, whose product is annotated as amine oxidase copper containing 1. NCBI's taxonomy places the organism in Eukaryota, Metazoa, Chordata, Aves, Passeriformes, Passerellidae. Gene Ontology annotation, biological process: response to antibiotic; amine metabolic process. Gene Ontology annotation, cellular component: plasma membrane. Gene Ontology annotation, molecular function: primary methylamine oxidase activity; diamine oxidase activity; quinone binding. The record is from RefSeq and is a predicted model, not a curated record.
CCGGGAGGGAGGGGCGGUGGAUGCGUUGCCAUGGGGACGGGAUGCAGCCGCGGAGGAUGUGGCAGCCGGGGCUCCCCUGGGCUCUGGCCCUGCUGGUCACCGCGGCCGCCUCCGGCCCCUCGGCGGAGCCCGCGGACCCCGCGUCCAUCUUCGCCGACCUGUCCGCGGCGGAGCUGCGGGCCGUGCGCGCCUUCCUGAUGGAGCGGCCGGAGCUGGGGCUGUCCCCGAGCGGGGGGGGGCCGCUGGCCAAGAACUCGCUGUUCCUGGUGGAGCUGCUGCCGCCGCCCAAGCGCUCGGCGCUGCGGUUCCUGGAGCACGGCGGGGCGCGGCCGCGGCGCGAGGCCCGGGCCGUGCUCUUCUUCGGGGCGCAGGCGGAGCCCAACGUGACCGAGCUGGCCGUGGGGCCGCUGCCGCGCCCCAGCUCCUACCGGGCGCUGCCGUCGCGGGGCGGCCGCGCCGUGCCCUUCUGGGCGCGCCCCAUGACCCGCCUGGAGUACGAGCUGCUGCACCGGGCGCUGGUGGCCGCGCUGGCCCCGCUGGAGCCGCUGCUGCGCGAGGCCACCGGCUUCGGCUUCCAGAACUGCUCGGAGCGCUGCCUGACCUUCUCGGACGUGGCCCCGCGCGGGCUGGGCCCCGGCGAGCGCCGCACGUGGCUGGUGAUCCAGCGCUUCGUCGAGGGCUUCUUCCUGCACCCCGCGGGGCUGGAGGUGCUGCUGGACCACCGGGACCGCGACCCGCGGCGCUGGGCCGUGCUGCGGCUCUGGUACAACGGGCGCUACUUCGGCAGCGUGCGGGAGCUGGCCGAGAGCCACGCGCGGGGCGCGCUGCCCCUGGCCCGCCUGCCCGAGCCCCCCGCCCGCCAGCUCUUCUCCAGCUACGAGCCCCGCGGGCGCUUCCCCGGCGGGACGCCCGCCGACGACGCGCACGGCGCCAAGGUGUGCGAGCCGCAGGGCCGGCGCUACCGGCUGCGCGGCAACCGGCUGGAGUACGGCGGCUGGAGCCUGGCCUUCCGCCUGCGCUCCUCGGCCGGCCUGCAGCUCUUCGACGUGCGCUUCGACGGCGAGCGCGUGGCCUACGAGCUGAGCGUGCAGGAGGCCAUCGCCUUCUACGGCGGCCACUCGCCCGCCGCCAUGCAGACCAAGUACAUGGACGCGGGCUGGGCCAUGGGCGCCUCCAGCUACGAGCUGGCCCGCGGCGUGGACUGCCCCGAGACCGCGACCUUCCUGGACGCCCACCACCUGCUGGACGCCGACGGGCCCGUGCGCUUCCGCCGCGCCCUGUGCGUGUUCGAGCUGCCCACGGGCGUGCCCCUGCGCCGCCACUUCGACAGCGACUUCCAGGGCGGCUUCCACUUCUACGCGGGGCUGGAGGGGCGGGCGCUGGUGCUCAGGACCACCUCCACCGUCUACAACUACGACUACAUCUGGGACUUCCUGCUCUACCCCAACGGCGUGCUGGAGAGCAAGGUGCACGCCACCGGCUACAUCCACGCCACCUUCUACACGCCCCAGGGCCGGCGCUACGGCAGCCGCGUGCACAGCCACCUCCUGGGCAACAUCCACACGCACCUGGUGCACUACAAGGUGGACCUGGAUGUCGCAGGCUCCGGGAACAGCUUCGAGACGAUGGACAUCCGCUUCGAGAACAUCUCGAGCCCCUGGAGCGCGGGGGCGCGCGUGGUGCAGCCGUGGCUGCACCGGGAGCCGCGGCGGCGGGAGCGCGAGGCCGCGCUGCCGCUGCACCGGCCCGCGCCGCGCUACCUGCUCUUCUCCAACCCGCGCCGGCGGAACCGCUGGGGCCACCGCCGCACCUUCCGCCUGCAGCUCAGCUCGCACGCCGGGCCCGUGCUGCCCCGCGGCUGGCAGGAGGAGCGCGGCGUCACCUGGGCCAGGUACCACCUGGCCGUGACGCGGCGCCACGAGAACGAGCCGAGCAGCAGCAGCAUCUACACCCAGAACAACCCCUGGGACCCGCCGGUCACCUUCGAGAGCUUCAUCCGCGACAACGAGACCAUCGAGGACCAGGACCUGGUGGCCUGGGUGACCGUGGGCUUCCUGCACGUGCCCCACGCCGAGGACAUCCCCAACACGGCCACCCCCGGCAACGCCGUCGGCUUCUUCCUGCGCCCCUUCAACUUCUUCAGCGAGGACCCGUCGGUGGCGUCGCGGGCGCCGGUGAUCGUGCGGCCCCUGGACCCGCCCGCCUGCUCCCGCCUGCACAUCCAGCGCUGGACCCCGGCCAGCCCCGGGCCCUGCGUGGACCCCGAGCCCUUCACCUACAACGGCACCUACCGCGAGGUGUGACAGGGACAGGGGACACCGCCCGGGGCCGGGCCCUUCACCUACAACCUGUGCACCGCAAGCCCUUCACCUACAAUGGCACCUACUGCCCGGUGUGACAGGGACAGGGGACACCGGCCAGCCCCGAGCCCUUCACCCACAACGGCACCUACUGCCCGGUGUGACAGGGACAGGGGACACCGGCAGGGCCGAGGGACAGAGGCAGCACAGGCGGUGUCACCUCCCCAGCCCUGGCACCACGGGGACGUGAUGCCACCGGGACAUGUCACACCGUGUCACACAGUGCCACGGGCCAGGCCCAGCACAGGCGGUGUCACCUCCUCUGAGCCCGGCACCGUGUGGCACCCCAGUGACACUGGGACACUGCGGUGCGGGAUGUGUCACACGGUGCCACCUGUCAGGAUCGGCAAAGGCCAUGCCAACCCUUCCACCACCAUGCGGGUCAUUGGUGCCACCAGGACACCGGGCUGUGGGACAGUGUGUCACACAUAAUGUCACACAGUGCCAGUAAAGGCAAUGUCACCUCCUCUGUUGGCACUGGCACCGUGAGGACACUGGUGCCACAAGGACACCAUGGCACGGCUCACGACACACGGUACCACCUGUCGGGCCCAGCAAAGGUGAUGCCACCCCUUCUGCCACCACAGGGGACCCCAGUGUCACAGGGACACCACGGUGUGGGACAUGUCACACGAUGCCGUGUGCGUGCUGGGCUCAGUAAAGGCGACGUCACCUCCCCUGU